GCAACAAGCAACGAAGAAACCAACAACGCAACAACAACGACUACACUUAACACUGCCAGCACUUACACACACAAACACACGGGCGCACACACAGCAAACAACUUUCGUUAAACAUAUUUCUACACUAUCUGCUUAACAACUGAAACUAAAUCGAACCCAACAUUAGCUGAAGAUAAGCGGCUAACAACGAAUUGAGUGCCUUUUGCAUCUUUCACACCCUUGGAAGUUUUCCCGAGGAAACGACGACGAGGCGGAGGAGAGAGAGGUAGAAGAAAAGGAGCAGAAGUUAAAGUGAAGCGGCAGGAUGUCCACACUAUCGCUGCGUAUCCAACUGGAGGGUGGUCGGGUAACGAAGACCAUACAGUUUCAGCCCAACACCACAGUCUUCGAUGCCUGCAAGGUCAUUCGCGAUAAGUUCGCCGAGGCGGUGCAAGGACAACCCAGCGAAUAUGGCCUGUUCAUUUCGGACGAGCAGAACCAGCAGGGCGUCUGGUUGGAACCCGGACGCACCCUGGGCUACUACAUCCUGCACAACCAGGACACGCUGGAGUACCGCCGCAAAACGCGCACCCUGCGCGUCCGAAUGUUGGAUGGUGCCGUGAAGACCAUCCUGGUAGAUGACUCCCAGCCGGUGUCCCAGCUCAUGGUCGUUAUAUGCACCAAGAUCGGCAUCACCAAUCACGAGGAAUACGGAUUGGUGCGCGAGGACAACGAGGCGCAGAAUGAGAACCUGCCGGACAACAAGUUCGGCACUUUGACCCUAAAGCGUAAGAUUAUGGAGAAGGAUCGUGAUGCCAAAAUGGAGAGUUUGCGCAAGAAACUCAAGACGGACGAUGAAAUGAACUGGGUGGAUGUGAGUCGAACCUUGAGGGAGCAGGGCAUCGACGAGGCAGAAACGGUUUUGCUGCGCCGUCGCUUUUUUUUUUCGGAUCAGAAUAUCGAUUCUCGCGACCCCGUGCAGUUGAAUUUGCUUUAUGUGCAGGCCAGGGACGCCAUUCUCGAUGGCACCCAUCCGGUGACCCAAGAUAAAGCUUGCGAAUUCGCUGGCAUCCAAGUGCAUAUUCAAUUUGGUCCGCACAAUGAGGCCAAGCACAAGACCGGAUUCUUAGAUUUAAAGGACUUUCUGCCUCAGUCGUAUGUGCGCACCAAGGGAAUCGAGAAGAAAAUCUUUUCGGAGCACCGAAAGCAUACGGAUCUUUCCGAAAUCGACGCCAAAGUCCUGUACACCAAGACCGCCCGGGAGUUGCCCACCUACGGCGUUACCUUCUUUCUGGUCAAGGAGAAGAUGAAUGGCAAGAACAAGCUAGUACCCCGUCUGCUGGGAGUGACCAAGGACUCGGUGCUGCGUCUGGACGAGCACACCAAGGAGAUUCUCAUCUCGUGGCCCUUGACCACAGUGCGACGUUGGGGCGCCUCGCCAAACACCUUCACUCUGGACUUUGGCGACUACGCCAAUCAAUACUACUCGGUGCAGACGACAGAGGCCGAGCAGAUUGUGCAGCUCAUUGCGGGCUACAUCGACAUUAUUCUCAAGAAGAAGCAGACCAAGGAUCAUUUCGGCAUCGAGGGCGAUGAGGGCUCCACCAUGGUGGAGGAGUCAGUGGCACCUUCCAAGGCCACCUUCUUGCAACACGAAACGAAUCGCAUGGAGCAACUUAAUGUGGAGAGCUUGGCUCAUCCAGGCAUUAUGAGGCCUUAUGACGGCGAGCGCUCUUUUAUGCAGAACGAAGUGCAGACCGUGCAGUAUGGUGCCUUCGUCGGCCAGGUGAACCAUGCCCACCAGCCGCCCUCGACUAAGGAAGUUCGCAUUAGUUCUGUGAAUCUGACGGAGCCACAGAGAGCUCUGCUGGGUUACAUAUCCGCUGGCCAGGAUGUCUUGAUUCGCGCUGACGAAGAGCUGCGCACCAAGGCACCCAUUCAGGAGUUGGGCAGUGAUAUGCGUUCCAUUGAGUGGCGUGAGAACACCUUGGACACUUCCAAACAGGCGGUGAGCAGUCAUGUGGCCACCAUGAGCGCUGCCACUGCUCAGAUAAUCACCGCCUCUCAUCCGGAUGAAGUGGAUACCGAGGCCAUUUCGGCUUCUGUCUCCCAGAUUGCCCAAACGAUACCCGAGGUGACCAAGGAAGUGCGUCUGAUUGCAGCUUUGAUGGAGAACGACACGAAUGGCGAUCAACUGCUGGAGGCUGCCCGCAAUCUGUGCAAUGCCUUCAGUGAUCUCCUCAAGGCAGCCGAGCCGGAGAGCAAGGAGCCGCCGCAACAUCUGAUUAAUGCAGCCAGUCGCGUGGGCGAGGCUACCACCCAUGUGCUGAGCACUAUUGCCGAGGAGGAAGUUCCCGAGAACCGUGACCUUCACGACAUGCUCCUCGCUUUGGCCAAGGCGGUGGCCAAUACCACGGCGGCCCUUGUGCUGCGGGCCAAGAACAUUGCCGCGAGCUGUGAGGAUGAACAGGCCAGGAAUCGGGUGAUUGGAGCGGCCAGUCAGUGUGCCCUGGCCACCAGUCAAUUGGUGGCCUGUGCCAAGGUGGUGGCACCCACUCUCCACAAUGCCGCCUGUCGCGAGCAACUGGAGGCGGCGGCCAGGAAUGUGGCGAGGGCCGUGAAUUCCUUGUGCGAGGUCUGCAACGAGGCUAGUAAUGAUCCCAAGCUAAAGGCCGAUCUGCUGGCAGCUGCGCGCGAUGUGUCCAAGAGCCUCACCGAUAUGCUGGAGCACGUGAAGCUGAGCUCCAGGGAGCGUGCCAAUCGCACCAGUACUGAACUCAGUCCCGUGGAGAAUGUGAUUAUUGGCACUGACAUUUUGGUUUCCACUCACGAUCCCCAGGAGAUGGUGCGCCAUGCCCGUACCCUUGGUCAGACCACUGCCCAGCUCAUCCAGAGCAUCAAGGGCGAGGCAGAUCAGCAGCAGGAUGCCGACUUGAAGCGUCACCUGCUGUCCGCCGCCAAGCAGCUGGCCGAUGCCACUGCCAAGUUGGUGGAGGCCGCUCGUCUCUGCUCCUCGAAUCCCCAUGAUUCGGAUAACCAAAACGCCUUGCGUAGAGCGGCGGAGGAGCUAAGGGAGAUCACCACCACGGCGGCCAAUACGCCGGCAAUGAAGCGAGGACUCAUCCAGCGACUGGAGUUCUGCUCCAAGCAAGCUGCCUCGGCGGCAACCCAGUGCAUCUCGGCGGCCCAGAAUGCUGUGCAGCACAGUCAGGAUCAUCAGACCAAGGAGACGCUGCUGCAGGAUUGCAAGCGAGUGGCGGACACCAUCCCGCGACUGGUCACCUCGUUGAAGACCACCCGUGCCCAGCCCGACGAUCCCAAUGCCCAACUGAAUCUUAUCGAGGCGGCGGAACAGUUCAUCGAGCCUGCUCUGCAGGUUUCCAAAUCGUCGAGAGCCCUUCAGCCGACGGUGACUGAUAUUCCCUCGGCUACCCAACUGUCCAAGGGAGCCCUGCACUUGGGACAAUGCGUGUCCGAGUUGCAUUCGGUGGCGCAGCGUGCUCGCGAUGCCUGCGGUGGCCAGGAACUGGAGUCGGCGCUGGAGGAGGUGCGCAAACUGCACGAUGUCCUGGACGAUACUCGCCAGGCGGCUCUCGCCGGGCAGCUGCGUCCGUUGCCGGGACAAACGGUGGAAAGUACCGCCGAUGAGCUGAGGAAAUCCGCCAAGAAUGUGGGCAUCGCCUUGAGCCAACUGCUAUCCUCUGUGCUGCACAAUCAGCGCAGCUAUGCUGGAGCUGCUGGACGAGACACUGCCCUGGCAUUGGGUGACUUUACCAGGAGCGUUCACGGAGUGGCGGCCACCACACAGAAUCCGGCGAUCAUCGACUGUGCCGAUGAUGUGGUCACCAGUUCGGCGCGACUCAUCGAGCAGGCGCAACGCACGUUGCAGGGUGUCUCCAAUCCGGAGGCCUUGACCCAAGCCGGACGGGAGGUGACCGGCGCCCUCUCCGCCACCGUGGAUUGCAUUCCCGGACAGCGGGAGGUGGACGUGGCCCUGCGAAAUGUCAGCGAUCUGAGUGAAAUCCUAUCGAUGAGCGAGUUCCCGCCCUCGGGACGUCCAUAUGCCACUCUGCAGUCGGAACUUAAGCAGGUGGCGGAGCAGUUGAGCAGCUCUGGUGGCGAGAUUGUGGUCUCGUAUGCCUCGCCAGCUCUGCUGGCCGAGAGCAGCCAGAACUUUGCAGCCAACUAUCGGGAUCUACUGUCCGUCAGCAUGGAGAUGGCCGGUCAGACGCAGGAGGAGGAGGUCCGCUCGCAGAUGAUCGAGUCCCUGCGCCAUGUGUCAACUCAAUCGUGCUCCCUCCUCUCGACGGCCAAGUCGAUUGCCGCCGAUCCUGGCCAGCCGAAUGCAAAGAACUUGCUGCACGCCGCUGCCCGAGGAGUUACCGAGAGUAUCAAUCAGCUGGUGGAUGCCAGCAUCCAAUCCGCUCCCGGACAAAAGGAAUGUGACAACGCAAUGCGCAACAUUGAAGCCCUGCGUCUGAUGCUGGACUACCCACAUGAACCCAUCAACGAGCUGGGCUACUUUGAUUGCGUGGAGCAGGCCACUGGGAAGUCUAGGAACCUGGGCUAUGCCAUCUCCGAGAUGAUCAACAAUGCCAAGCAAUCGCAGCAUGUCGAGUUCAGUCAGUCAGUGAACAAUGUUAACGACUCCAUCCAGGGAUUGAUUGAGAGCUCGUCGCAGGCAGCCUACUUGAUUGGAGUCUCGCAUCCUUCGAGCGUUGCUGGAAGACCAGGGAUUAUCGAUCAGGCCCAGCUGACUUGGGCCUACCAGGGAAUCCGUCAGCACUGCGACAUUGUGAGCAGCCAGCAGUCCACCAAGCCGCAGAUGAUCUCCGCCCUCACGGUGAUUGCCAAGCACACCAGCUAUCUGUGCUCCAUUUGCCGCCAGGCCUCGAUGAACACCUCGAAUCCGGUGGCCAAGAAUGAGUUUAUUGUGCUGGCCAAGCAAGUGGCCACCGCCACUUCUGAUUUAGUGCAAGCCAUCAAGGCGAUUGAAGAGCAGCCGGCCAGCGGAAGUCGCGAUCGUCUGGUGGAUCCCCUCCUGGAGGCUGUGAAAGCAGUGCGUCAAUAUGCCUCGAGUCCCGAGUUCAGUUCAGUGCCCGCCAAGAUAUCGGCGGAGGGCAGGAAGGCGCAGGAGCCGGUCAUCCAAGCGGGUCGCGGUGUAAUCGAUGGCGUUGUGGAGAUGGUUAAGGCUGCUAAAUCACUGGCCCUUUCCCCCGACAAUCCUCCCGUGUGGCAACAGCUCUCGAUGCACUCCACCCCGGUUUCGGAGUCCGUUAAGCGACUGGUGGACAACAUUCGCGACAAGGCGCCUGGACAGGCACAGUGCGAGCAGGUGCUCCACACCCUGGGCACUUGCACCCGUGAGCUGGACAGCUGUGCGCUGGCCGUCAAUGCUCAGGGUCUCAGCCAGCGACGGGAUAACAACUUGCACGGAUUCAGUGGACAGACGAUGAACUCUGCCUCCGAGCUGGUGGACAAACUGGAACCCAUUCGCGUGGCUGGCAAGAACAAUGCCGAGCAACUGGGUCAUGCGGUGGGCGAAAUCUCGCGUUAUGUGGUGCCCAUGGUUAAUGGAGCCAUAGGAGCCUGCACCCACAUUGUGCACAGCCAGCAGCAGAUGUCGCUGAUCCAGCAGACGCGUUCGGUGGUGGAAAGUGCCGUCACCCUGGUGCAAUCGGCCAAGGAUUCGGCCGGAAAUCCCCGAGCCACUCAUGCCCAUCCGCGACUGGAUGACGCAAUCGAUGGCACAAGGGAGGCCAUCCAGGAACUGCAGCAAACCGUGGAGAAGAUCAGCGCGGAGACGGGCAUUGUGACGGGUCUGAUGGAGCAGGUGAAUCGCUCGAUCACCCGAUUGACCGACAAGCGUCAGUCCCUGCUGAAUGCCUCGUACUCGGACACCUUUGUGGACUAUCAGACGCGCAUGGUGGCGCGGGCAAAGGAGAUCGCCAGUCUGGCCAACGAGAUGAACGCCAAGAGCAGCGUGGAACCGGCUGCUCUGCCACAACUGGCCGUCGACAUGACCCAGCACUAUCAGCAGUUGACUCAGGAUUCAGUGGGAGCCAGCACGACCACUUCUUCGCCGGAUGUGGCCAUGCGUAUUCGCACCACUGUUAUUGACUUGGGCCGAUCGGUUAGCUCCAUGAUCCAGUCGUCGGCGGGCGGAGCGAGACCCAAUGAUGUGGGCGCCCAGAAGGACAUUGCGCGCAAUGCUCGCGAGGUGUCCGAGAAGGUGGCCCAGGUGCUCGCCGCUCUGCAGGCGGGCUCCCGUGGCACACAGGCCUGCAUCAAUGCAGCCCACACGGUAUCUGGAAUCAUCGGAGAUUUGGAUACAACCAUUAUGUUUGCCACCGCGGGUACUCUCCAUUCGGAUGGCGAUGGCAGCUUUGCCGAUCAUCGCGAGCACAUUCUUCAGACGGCGAAGGCUCUGGUGGAGGACACCAAGGUUUUGGUGACUGGAGCGGCUGGAACCCAGGAUCAGCUGGCCAAUGCAGCACAGAAUGCAGUCUCAACUAUAACUCAACUGGCUGAGGCGGUAAAGCGAGGCGCUUGCUCCCUGGGAUCUACCCAACCCGAUUCUCAGGUGAUGGUCAUCAAUGCCGUCAAGGAUGUGGCUUCUGCUUUAGGCGAUUUGAUCAACUGCACCAAACUGGCUUCUGGCAAGCCCAUCAAUGAUCCCUCCAUGCAAGGACUUAAGGAGAGCGCCAGGGUGAUGGUGCUAAACGUAUCCUCGCUGCUGAAGACAGUGAAAGCUGUGGAGGAUGAACACACUCGCGGAACUCGCGCCAUGGAGGCCACCGUGGAAGCCAUCUCCCAGGAGAUUCGGGCCAUGCACACUCCCCCACCGGUGGGCAACACCCAGGUGGGACCCGAGGAUUUGAUCCGAGUGACCAUGAAUGUGACCGCUGCCACUGCAAAGGCUGUGGCUGCCGGUACCUCCAAUCUGCAGGCUGAUAUUGUAUCUGCCGCCAACCUGGGACGCCGUGCCAUCUCCGACAUGCUAAUCGUCUGCCGUUCCGUCGCCUGGAACUGUGCCGAAACGGAGGAGCUGCGUUCGCGCACCUUGGAGGCAGGAACUGCCGUGGGAGAAUCCUACCGCGACCUGCUCAGUGGCAUCCUGCACAACUGCAGUGCCGACGAUCGCAUGCACUUGUCGCGUCGCGUUGCCAAAUGCGUCACCGAUCUGGUGGCCAUGGCCAGGCUGCUCAAGGGUUCCGAUUGGAUCGAUCCCGAGGAUCCCACGGUCAUUGCUGAGAACGAACUGCUGGGCGCCGCUGCCUCCAUCGAUGCGGCAGCCAAGAAGUUGGCCUCACUGCGUCCUCGUCGCCAAGCCGACGUCAAGAUUGAACUCGACGAGAACAUGAAGUUUGACGAAAUGAUUUUGGAGGCCGCCAAGGGAAUAAUGGCAGCCUCUGCUGCCUUGGUGAGAGCCGCCAAUGCCGCACAACGCGAACUCAUCGACACGGGCAAGGUGGCCCGCCGUCCGCUGACGAGCUCCGACGAUGGCCAAUGGUCCGAGGGUCUCAUCUCGGCCGCUCGCCUUGUGGCCGCCGCCACUCACAGCCUGGUGGAGGCUGCCCAGAAUCUGGUGCGCGGCGUGGGCACCGAGGAGAUGCUCAUCUCGACGGCCAAGCAAGUGGCUGCGUCUACAGCCCAACUGCUGAUUGCCUGCAAAGUGAAGUCUAAUCCAAACUCGGAGGCUGGUCGUCGCCUGCAGGCUGCCGGAAAUGCAGUGAUCAAGUCCACCGACAACCUGGUGCGCUCCGCUCAGCAGGGCCUGGAAGCCGAGGAGGAGCACUCGCUAAAGAUCAACACAUCGAUGGUGGACGGCAUGGCGCAGGAGAUCAACGCACGAUCCGCUGUGCUGCGCAAGGAAAAAGAGCUGGAGGAGGCUCGACAGCUGCUGAAGAACGUGCGCCAUGCGCGGCGCUUCGUGAAGAACGCUCAGGGAGUCACCACGGACGAGAGUGACACGGAGUACGCCUACAGGAGCCAGGACAAUACUUUGGGUCGCAGCGGUUACUACGGUUCCGGCGAGAUGCCCAGUUCGCCAAGCUACUUGUCCGGCGGUAGCCAACAGCAGCAGAAGCACAACUACAGCUACGCCAGUCCGCAGCCGCAGCACUUCCAUCAUCCGGGAGCGGUGUCUCCGCCACCGUCCAACUAUCCUCCGCUGGACGAUACCAACGGAGACUUCCCACCACCGCCACCACCGCUCUCUACAACCAUUUCUAACAUGCAAACCGCCACGUCGGGUCACAGUUUCCGCCCUAAUCCCAAGCUAACAGCCAAUGCCGUGCCCCGGCCCUAUCCGGGCAGUCCGGGCGGCAGCAAUGGCCUAACCUCCACGCCCAACCCCUCAGGCACAAACACUAAUACCAACUACCAGCAAAGCUUUGAGUCGUCCGGCACUAAAACGCUAAACUCAUCCCCACCGGCGGUGCCAAAGAAGCCCACUGUAAACCGGAAUCUGGCGGCCUGCGUGCAGGAUCUUCAUGAUAAGACCUUUGGUCAGGGCGGCGUAGUCCAGCUCACGGGAGGAAAUGGUUAUCCAGGACAGAACUACGAGGGUUACACAUCCAGAUAUGAGACGCGAAACUUCGACAAGUCAGCCAACAAUACCACCAGCAGCAGCAGUGAAUUGGGAGCUGUGAAGCCACUCGAGUCCAGUUUCUCGCAGAUGACCCUGAACACCGAUGGCGGUAAGAUCAGCAUUGUUGACCAGGGCUCGGAGCGACUCACCUCGAUGACCCAGCGUGUGAUGGAGCGCAAGUCCUUCACCACGACAACGGAAUCCCGAUCGGAGACCAAGACGGAGAAGCAUAGUUUUCGAUUGGACUAAUUCUAGUUGCUUAAGUAAAUGUUCUAGCUUGAUGGUGAUGUGAUGAGCAUGUCGAUGUUUGCCAAAAGUGCUUUUAACAUUUACACACCCCCGUACACAUACUAAUAGAAAUAAUUUAAUAUUAAUUGUAAUUAGCCACUAGCGAAACUACAUCUAUAUGCCUCUACCCAUACAAUAUAAUCAGCCUAAUAUUAACCACCUAA
This is a messenger RNA of Drosophila takahashii, 9024 nucleotides long. RefSeq names its product Talin_middle and talin-RS domain-containing protein rhea (gene rhea). Gene Ontology annotation, biological process: cell-cell adhesion. Lineage: Eukaryota; Metazoa; Arthropoda; Insecta; Diptera; Drosophilidae. The record is from RefSeq and is a predicted model, not a curated record. Gene Ontology annotation, molecular function: structural constituent of cytoskeleton; integrin binding; actin filament binding. Gene Ontology annotation, cellular component: ruffle; focal adhesion; plasma membrane.